This is a messenger RNA of Mustela lutreola (European mink), 5287 nucleotides long. RefSeq lists its product as uncharacterized. The record is from RefSeq and is a predicted model, not a curated record. Gene Ontology annotation, molecular function: zinc ion binding; aspartic-type endopeptidase activity; RNA-DNA hybrid ribonuclease activity. Gene Ontology annotation, biological process: proteolysis; DNA integration; virion assembly. Lineage: Eukaryota; Metazoa; Chordata; Mammalia; Carnivora; Mustelidae.
UGAAACUUGCCUAGCUCCUACCCCCAGGCCACCAAAGGCUUUCAUCCAACCCUUCGGACUGGUUGAACCGGAACACACACCCUAAAUUCGCCCUUUCGAAUUCCUCACUUGCUCGUUCGUCUCGCACCCCUUACACCGGUGUCUCUGUCGCUUUCUGCCUAUUCUAGGCGCCUUUCUUUUCGUCUCAACUAUUAUCUUGAUCUGGGAACAACCUAGUCUAAUGGGGCAAACUCAGAGUACCCCGCUCUCCCUUCUCCUGGCUAACUUUAAGGAUGUUUGGGCGAGAGGCAAUAACCUGAGCCUGGAUAUCCGGAGAUCAAGACUUAUCACUUUCUGUCACUCCGAAUGGCCAACCUUCGGAAUAGGAUGGCCCACCCAAGGCACUUUUUGCCUCCCCAUAAUUCUUAAGGUUAAGGUUCAGGUAUAUCUCCCAGGUAAAGAGGGACAUCCAGACCAAGUCCCUUACAUUACAGUCUGGCAGGAUCUUGUGGAACACCCCCCCCCUUGGUUGGCCCCCUUUCUGUUCCCAGAAAGCUGCAAGGUUCUCGCAGCCAGGCCGACAGAAGCACGAGGAUCUCGUGCCCCAUCUGCACCCCCUCCACCCGUCCUCCCUGAUAGUCAAGACUUACUUAGUCUACAUCCGCCCCCUUAUCAAACCCCUCCCCUAGCCUCUGCUCUGGCUGAGCUUUCUCCCCCUGUGCCUGCCCGGGCUGAAGCCGCCGCGGGGGGCCCUGAAGCAGAAGGUCGAGAAGCAAUUGCUGCAAGAGAUUGCCCCCCCCCACCGCCCCAUGCCGGUAAUCCCCGACUCCAAUAUUGGCCCUUCUCAACUAGUGAUCUCUACAACUGGAAAGCCCAAAAGGCGCGCUUUUUAGAUAAUCCAAAAGAUCUCAUAGCCCUUCUAGAUAGCAUCAUGUUCACCCAUCAGCCCACCUGGGAUGAUUGUCAGCAGCUCUUGCAUAUCCUAUUCACUACCGAAGAAAGAGAGAGAAUCCAGGUGGAAGCAAGGAAGCUGGUUCCCGGAGACGAUGGCAGGCCAACCGUGAAUCCAGACCUCAUCAAGGCGAGUUUCCCUUUAACUAGGCCCAACUGGGACUACAACACGGCGGAAGGUAGGGGACGGCUACUCAUUUAUCGCCAGACUCUAAUGGUGGGUCUCAGGGCUGCUGCCCGCAAGUCCACCAAUUUGGCCAAGGUAUAUGCAGUUUUGCAAGGUAAGACAGAGAGUCCAGCAGCAUUUCUAGAGAGAUUAAUGGAAGCCUUUAGGCAGUUUACCCCUAUGGAUCCUGAAGCCCCUGAGAAUCAGGCAGCAGUAGUCAUGUCUUUUGUAAAUCAGGCAGCAUCAGGCAUUAAAAAGAAACUACAGAAACUAGAGGACCUAGAGGGCAAACAGAUUCAAGAUCUACUCCGCACUGCAAAACGGGUUUAUAAUGCCAGAGAUACCCCGGAGGAUAAGCAACUCAAAGUAACAAAAGAAAUGUCCAAAGUCCUAACUGCCUUUGUCCAGGAAGAAUCAACCCCUCGAAGGGAACCUCAAAAGCCCCAAGGGUUCCAAAGCAAUCUGGACCCAGAUCAAUGUGCAUAUUGUAGAGAAAAGGGACAUUGGGCACGUAAUUGCCCCCCCAAAAAUAAGCGUAGACCGCAACCAUGGGGAACGAAACCCAGCCCCACUCUGGUUACCCGAGAUUCAGAAUAGAGGGGAAGGGGUUCGGAUCCCCUCCCCAAGCCCAGGGUAACCCUACAAGUGGAGGGGAAUCCUGUACAAUUUCUGGUUGAUACCGGAGCUCAACAUUCAGUGUUGACCAGACCCCAUGGAGAAGUUUCAGACAAAUUUUCCUGGGUCCAGGGAGCCACUGGGACUAAAAGGUACCCUUGGACAACUCAACGGACUGUUAACUUAGGUACAGGAGAAGUAACUCAUUCAUUCCUCAUCAUCCCUGAUAGCCCUUGCCCUCUGUUGGGAAGAGUCCCCAAGAUGGGAGCGCACAUUUAUUUUCAACCCAAUGGCCCCACGGUAACUAGCUCUAGCUCUCAGACCUUGCCAUUAUCAAUACUCACAAUGCGUUUGGAGGACGAACAUCUACUCCACCAAACCACCCCCCCUUCCCAGGAACUCAACAUUGAGUCCUGGCUUCACUGAUUCCCUAAAGCCUGGGCAGAAACAGGAGGCAUGGGGCUAGCUAGACAUCAGCCGGCCCUCUUCAUAGAGCUAAAGCCUGGGGCUGACCCCGUCCGAGUCAAACAGUACCCCAUGCCCAUGGAAGCCAAAUCGGGCAUCACCCCACAUAUUAGACAUCUCCUGGACUCAGGUGUGCUACGCCCCUGUCACUCGCCCUGGAACACACCUUUGUUACCGGUGCGUAAACCCAAUAGUGGGGACUACCGACCUGUACAAGACCUAAGGGAAGUUAAUAAAUGGGUUAUGGACAUACACCCUACUGUCCCUAACCCCUAUACUCUCCUCAGUGCCCUGGGGCCCACCAGAAUAUGGUACACAGUUCUUGACUUAAAAGAUGCUUUUUUUAGCUUGCCCUUGGCCCCCAAGAGCCAGGAUCUUUUUGCCUUUGAAUGGACAGACCCUGAGAGAGGUAUAAGUGGACAGUUGACAUGGACUCACCUCCCACAAGGGUUCAAAAACUUGCCCACCCUGUUUGAUGAGGCCCUCCACGAGGAUUUAAGUGAAUAUAGAAAGCAAAACCCUGAUAUAACACUCUUGCAAUAUGUAGAUGAUCUCUUAAUAGCUGCAGAUUCCCAACAGGCCUGCCUACAAGGAACUGAAAACCUCCUCCAGGCUCUUGGCGACCUGGGGUACCGGGCCUCAGCGAAAAAGGCCCAAAUUUGCAAGUCUGAGGUAAUGUACCUGGGAUACUUAUUGAAAGGGGGACAAAGAUGGCUCACCAACGCCCGCAAGAACACUGUACUCUGCAUUCCCCGACCUGCUACACCGCGGCAGGUAAGAGAAUUCUUGGGGAUGGCAGGGUACUGUCGAUUGUGGAUACCGGGCUUCGCUGAGAUGGCCAAACCCCUGUACAUAGCCUUUACUCAGCAGACCUUUGAGUGGACGGAAGAGGCAGAACGGGCUUUCCAACAAGUGAAAAAGGCUCUCCUUUCAGCCCCAGCGCUAAGACUGCCAGUUGUAUCCAAACCAUUCCACCUAUAUGUGGAUGAACAUAAUGGGGUGGCUAAGGCGGUGUUGACCCAACAUCUAGGCCCCUGGCCUAGACCCAUAGCAUACCUGUCAAAGAAACUAGACCCGGUAGCAGCAGGAUGGCCCCCCUGCCUCCGAAUGAUAGCAGCCACCGCCUUGAUGGUAAAGGACGCUGAUAAACUGUCACUGGGUCAAGAAUUACGAGUGACCACUCCACACGCCAUUGAAAGCGUCCCUGACCGAUGGAUGAGCAACGCUCACAUGGUCCACUACCAGGGACUAUUGCUCAAUCCUACGAGGAUAGUCUAUACUUCCCCUCAGGCCCUAAGCUCCGCAUCACUACUGCCUGACCCAGACCUGGAUGCUCCCCUCCGCUGUAUUGACAUCUUAGCCCAGGUCCAUGGGCUACAGGAAGACCUGCAGGACUAUCCCCUAACAGACGCUGAAGUCGUUUGGUUCACUGACGGCAGCAGUUUUGUCCCGGAAGGACAAAGGUAUGCAGGGGCCGCAGUCACAUCAGAUACGGACAUUAUCUGGGCUGGUGCAUUGCCUCUGGGCACCUCAGCGCAAAAAGCCGAGCUAAUCGCCCUGACACGGGCCCUCAAAUUAGGGCAGGGCCUCCGGAUGACUGUAUAUACAGACAGCUGAUAUGCCUUCGCCAUGGAUGUCCAUGGGGCAAUCUAUAGGGAGAGGGGAUUACUCACCGCGGAGGGAAAGGACAUCAAAAACAAGGGCGAAGUUCUGGCCUUACUAGCAGCCAUCUGGGCCCCUAAGAAAUUGGCCAUAGUCCACUGUUCUGGACACCAAAAACCAAGCGAUCCAGUCUCUAGGGGAAACAAUUUUGCUGAUCAGACUGCUCGCCAAGUAGCCUGUAGCAAAGUCCCGAUGCUACCAAUACAACUACCCAACCCGGGACCCCAAGAACUGCCACCUCAUCCGGAAUACUCCGAAAAAGACAUCGCAUGGAUGAGUAAACUCCCAAUGGCCCAGGUUAAGGAUGGCUGGUGGCGAGAUAUGAAAAAUAACAUCAUCCUCCCCGAGGCCAUGGGACAAGAAGUUCUAGAGCGAAUUCACCAAACAACUCAUUUAGGUUCCAGACGGCUACAGGACCUUAUGCGACAAUCCAAACUAUCUAUCAGAAACGUCCUUGAAAAAUCAAUUGCCACCGGAUGUGCAGCUUGCCAACUUCAAAACACCUGCCCACACUCCUCUAUAACCGGAUCCCAAGAGAGGGGAACCCUGCCGGGAGCCUAUUGGGAAAUAGACUUUACAGAGGUAAAGCCUGGGAAAUAUGGCUAUAAGUACUUACUGGUGUUUAUAGAUACCUUUUCAGGAUGGACUGAGGCUUUUCCAACCAAGCAUGAGACUGCACAGGUGGUAGCAAAGAAACUACUCGAAGAUAUUCUGCCCAGGUAUGGCUUUCCUGUUAUGAUGGGAUCAGACAAUGGGCCAGCCUUUGUCUCUAAGGUAAGUCAGGGUCUGGCUUCCACACUUGGGGUUAAUUGGAAAUUACAUUGUGCAUAUAGACCCCAGAGUUCAGGACAGGUAGAAAGAAUGAACAGAACCUUAAAAGAGACCCUUGCUAAAUUGACCAUGGAGACUGGCACUAACUGGGUGGCUCUGCUCCCCUACACUCUGUAUCGAGUACGCAACACCCCAUAUAAGCUGGGGUUCACACCUUAUGAGAUCAUGUAUGGUAGGCCUCCUCCCAUCAUACCUAAACUCAGAACUGACCUUAUCCAGUCAGAUCAUGAUAACUCCUUUUUAUUCUCCCUCCAAGCUUUACCACGAGUCCAUAAACGUAUUUGGCCAAGACUAAGGGACUUAUAUGCAACAGGACCUCCGUCUGUACCCCAUCAGUUCCACCCUGGAGAUUGGGUUCUUGUCAAGUGACACCGAGCUGAGACCCUCGAACCUCGUUGGAAGGGACCUUUCCAGGUUAUCCUGACUACCCCUACAGCCAUCAAGGUGGACAGCAUAGCAACCUGGAUACACCACACCCACGCGAAGCCAUUUGACCCACUGUCAGAUCUCAUCAGAAAACCCAACCAGGACGUCAGUUGGACAGUAGACCACAGUAAGGACAAUCCUCUUAAACUAACCCUGUGCCAAAAACCUGACUCCCGUUUCCCCAAUAAUUAA